AUGACAAAAGAAAUUGAGGCGUGGAAAAAGGAGGGAGUUUCGAAAGACAGCGCUGCUGAGAUGAAAGCGGAGAUUGAAAAGCUAAAGAAGGAAUUGGCAGAGAGCAAAGGAGGAGGGAAGGGCGUGGGGGUAGUGGGAGAGAGAGAUAAGGAAAUGAAGGAGAUGGAGGAGAAAAUGAUGAUUAUGGAGGUAGAGGUGGGAAAGUAUAAAUUCGUGCAUGACAGUUUAAAAGAGAGGGUAGAAAGGCUGACCAAGGAUAACAAGAAACGAAUUGCGUCGGAGAAAGAGGCGCUAGAUGCUAUUGGGAAGGUGAGAGAGGAGAAGGAGGAGGUGGAGAGGAGACUGAGUGAGGUGGAGGCGGAAAGGGACGAGGCGAGGAGGAAGUGUGAGGAGGCGCAGCAGCGGAUGGAAGAGGCUGUGAGAGAGAGAGGAGAGGUGGAGGCGAGGAGGGAUGAGGAUGUAGCUGCUGUGCGGAAGGCUAUGGAGGAGGAGAGGCGGAAGGUUGAGGAGGGGAGGAGGAAGGCGGAGGAGGAGAGGGAUGGAGUGUUGAAGGAGAAGAGUGAGGUGGAAGGGGAGAAGGAGGUGUUGAUGGGGAGGUUGGCGGAGGAAGAGAGGAGGCGAGAGGAGGCGGAGAGGAGGCGAGAGGAGGCGGAGAAAGGGAGGCGAGAGUCGGAGGAGGAAAAGGCACGAGCUGAAGGGGAGAAGGAACAGGCGUGGAAGGAGAGGGAGGAGGCGGAUGCAGCUCGGACGGCGGCGGAGGAGGAGAGGGAUGAGGCAGUGAGGGCGAAGGAAGAGGCGGAGAGGGAACGAGACGAGGCGACGAGGGCUCGUGAGGCGGCGGAAACUAAGCAAGAAGAGGCGGAGAAGAGGAGUGGCGAGGCAGAGCGAUUAAGGGAGGAAGCGGAGGCACAGAGAGGAGAGGCUGAGAAAGAGAGAGGGAAGGCGGAAGAGGAGAAGGAGCAAGCGAAGAAGGAGAGGGAAGAGGCGGAGGCAGCACGGGGAGUGGCGGAGAAAGAGAGGGAAGAGGCAGUAACGGGUAAGGAGGAGGCGGAAAGGGAACGAGAAGAGGCGACGAAGGCACGUGAGGCUGCGGAAACGAAGCAAGAGGAGGCGGAGAAGAGAAGAGACGAGGCAGAGAGAUUGUGGGAGGAAGCAGAGGCACGGAGGGAGGAGGCGGAGAGAGAGAGAGGGAAGGCGGAAGCGGAGAAAGAGAAAGCGAAGAAGGAGAGGGAAGAGGCGGAGGCAGCUCGGAAGAAGGCGGAGGAGGAGAGGGAUGAGGCUAUGAAGGCUAAGGAGGAGGCGGAGAGGGAACGAGACGAGGCGAAGGGGGAACGGGAAGAGGCGAAGAGGGCGCGUGAGGCGGCGGAAAGUAAGCAAGGGGAGGCGGAGAAGAGAAGAGACGAGGCUGAGAGAUUAAGGGAGGAAGCAGAGGCACGGAGGGAGGAGGCUGAAAUCGAGAGAGGGAAGGCGGAAGAGGAGAAAAAUAAAGCGAAGAAGGAGAGGGAAGAGGCGGAUGAAGCACGGGGAGUGGCGGAGAGGGAGAGGGAUGGGGCAGUAAAGGAUAAGGAGGAGGCGGAGAGGGAAAGGGAUGAAGCAGUAAAGGUUAAGGAGGAGGCGGAGAGGGAGAGGAAUGAGGCAGUUAAGGGUAAGGAGGAGGCAGAGAGGGAGAGGGAGGAGGCAGUUAAGGGAAAGGAGGAGGCAGAGAGGGAGAGGGAGGAGGCAGUUAGGGUAAAGAAAGAGGCGGAAACUGAGAGGGAUGAGUCAGUAAAGGAGGCUGAAAGCGCUCGUGAAGCGGCUGAGAAGAGGAGGGAGGAGGCAGAGGGUAGAAGAGAAGCUGCGGAGAGGGAGAAGGAGGAAGCGGAGCAGGCACGUGCAGAAGCAGAGGCACGGAGAGUCGAGGCUGAGAGGUCUCGUGCAGAGGCUGAGGGGAUGAGAGAGGGGGCUGAGAGGGCGAAAGAGAAGGCUGAGAAGGAGAAAGUGGAAGCGGGUAAAGCGAGAGAAGAGGCGGAAAGGGAGAAGGAGCAGGCAGAGAAGAGAAGAGAGGAAGCUGAGAAGGCAAGGGAGGAAGAAGAGAAGCUGAGGGAGGGAGCAGAAAGGGCACGAGAUGAGGCGGAGAAAGCCAAGGAGGAGGCGGAGAAAGCUAGAGAAGAGGCAGAGAAGGCCAAGAGCGAGGUAGAAUCGAAGCUGGCAGUGGCAGAGACGAGCAGAGUGGCAUCCGAGCAGGCGUGUGCUCACGCUGAUGAGAGAUCAGCUGAGGCUGAGAAGCAGCGAGUAGCAGCUGUGCAGGCUUGCUCCGAUGCGAGGGUGCUAGCCGAGGAGGCAGAGAGAAGACGGGAAGGUGCUGAGAUGAAGCAGACGGAAGAGGAAAAGAGGAGGAAGGAGGCAGAGGAGAGGAGGAGAGAAGCGGAAGGGAGAAGGGAUGAGGCGGAGAGAGAGCGGGAGGAGGCUGUGAAAGUGAGAGAGGAGGCAGAGGCGAGGAGGGAAGCUGCUGACAAAGCCAAGGAGGAGGCUGAGGAGAGGCUACGUGAGGCAGAGAAAGCAAGGGCUGCUGCUGAGGAGGCGCGGGAGGAGAGCGAGAAGGCAAGGGAGGAGGCUGUGUCAAGGAAGAAAGAGGCCGAAAAGGCAAGGGAGGGGGCGGAGAAGGGAAGGGAGGAGGCACUACAGAGGGCGGCAGCGGCGGAGGAGAAGAGCGAGAAGGAGAGGAAGGCGAGGGAAGAAGCUGAGAGGGCGAGAGGGGAUGCUGGGAGGGCGAGAGAGGAAGCUCACAGGGCGAGGGAAGAGGCGGAAAAGAGUACAGAGGAAGCAAUCCAGGCGAGAGAGGAUGCAGAGGCGCGACGUGAGGAUGCAGAGAAUGGUCGGAUGGAAGCAGAGAGGAGGCAAGCAGAGGCGGAGAGGAAGCAAGCAGAGGCUGAGGCGGCGAGGGAAGAAGCAGUGGAAGCGAGGCAGCAGGCAGAGGUGGCGAGGGAGGGGGCUGAGAGGAAGCAAGCAGAUGCAGAAACGAGACAAGCAGAGGCAGGGGUGGCGAAGGAGUCAGCAGAAGCAGCACGUGCAGAAGCGGAGGUGAGGAGGACUGAAGCUGAGAGCGAUAGGGACGAGGCGUUAGCAGCUAGGGAUAAUGCAUUGGCUGCCAGUGGUGAGGCAUUGGCAGCAGAGGCUGCAGCAGCGGCGGCGAAGGAAGAGGGUGAUAAAGCAAGGGAGGAAGCUGAGAGGGCCAGAGAGGAAGCUAAGAAUGCGAAAGAAGAAGCUGACAAGGCAAGGGAGGAGGCUGAGGCGAGGCAAGGCGAGGCAGAGAAAAGAGCAGAGGAGGCAGAAGAACGGGCAAGGGAAGCAGAGGAAAGGGUCAAGCAGUCAGAGGAGAAGGCAAGGGAAGCAGAGAUGGCGGAGAGAGAAUCGAGGGAAGAGAGUGAGGUGGCGAAUAGGGCACAGGAGGAAGCAGAGAGCACACGCGAGGCAGCGGAGCGAGGUAGAGAGGCAGCUGAGAGGGCGAAAGAGGAGGCUGAGAAGGCAAGGAGGGAGGCUGAGAAGGGGAAGGAGGAAUCGGAGCAAGCACGCGCAGCAGCUGAAAUGUUGACAAAUGAGGCACUUAGAGCAAAGGAGGAGGCUGAGAGAGACAGAGACGAGGGUGAGAAGGCGAGGAAGGAGGCGGAGAGGGGCAGGCGAGAAGCAGAGAGAGCACAGGCGGAGGCGGAGAGGCAGAGAGACGAGGCGGAGAGGCGAAUGGCUGGUGCUGGGAUGAGCAAGGAUGAGGCGGAGAGGGAGCGGGAGGAGGCGCAUUGGGGCAGGGCGGAGGCGGAAAGGAGGAUGGAGGAGGCGGAAAGCAGGAGGGAGGAGGCGGAGAGGAGGAGAGAUGAGGCGGAGAGAGCAUGGGAAGUUUCUGAGAAGGUGAGAGAAGAGGCUGUGAGAGAGAAGGAAGAGGUUGUUCAGGGGAUGGUCGAAGCGGAGGAGAGGCGAGUGGAGGCAGGGAGGAGGCGAAGCGAGGCGGAAGAGAGGGAGAGGGAGGCGGAGAAGGCUUGGGAGGAGGCGGAGGUGGCUCGGGAAGAGGCUGAGAAGGCUCGGGAGGUUGCAGCUAAAGCUGCGGAAGAGGCUGAGCAGGCAAAGAGAGAGGCGCUUGAAGCUAAGGUAGGUGCGGAGGAGAGGAGGGCGGAGGCAGAGAGGUCUCAAGAUGCUGCAGAGGCGAAGGCAGCUGAAAUAGAGAAGGCGAUGGAAGAGGCUGUGUGUGCGAAGGCAGAUGAGGAGGAGAGGAGGGAGGAGGCAGAAAGAGCACGAGUUGCUGCAGAGGCGAAGGCAGGUGAACUAGAGAGGGCUUUGGAAGAGGCUGUGUGGGCAAAGGCAGAGGCGGAGGAGAAGAGGGUGGAGGCUGAAAGAGCACGAGAUGCUGCAGAGGCGAAGGUGGAGGGACUAGAGAGGGCUGUGGCAGAGGCAGAGGCGGCGAGGAAGGUAGCAGAGGAGGAGAGGGAUGAGGCGCUGAGGGGCGAGGACUGUGCAGUGGAGGAGCGGUAUGAGCUGGUGCAGGCUCUUGAAAGGGCGGGUGAGGAGAGAGAUGAGUUGACAAGGGCUGCUGAAGCAAUGAAAGGGGAGAGGGAUGAGGUGGUGCAGGCUCUGCAGAGGGUGACUGAGGAGAAGGGUGAGCUGGAGAGGGCUGUUGCAGCAGCGAUAUGGGAGAGGGAUGAAGCGGUGAGGGCUGUUGAAGCAGCGAUAGGGGAGAGGGAUGAAGCGGUGAGGGCUGUUGAAGCAGCGAUAGGGGAGAGGGAUGAAGCGGUGAGGGCUGUUGAAGCAGCGAGAGGGGAGAGAGAUGAAGCGGUGAGGGCUGUUGAAGCCGCGAGAGGGGAGAGAGAUGAAGCGGUGAGGGCUGUUGAAGCAGUGAGAGGGGAGAGAGAUGAAGCGGUGAGGGCUGUUGAAGCAGUGAGAGGGGAGAGGGAUGAGCUGGUGCAGGCUCUUGAGAGGAUGGGUGAGGAGAGGGAUGAUCUGAUGAGGGCUGCUGCAGCAGUGAGAGGGGAGAAGGAUGGGGUGGUGCAGGCGGUUGAGAUGACGGGUGAGGAGAGGGAUGAGAUGACGAGGGCUGUUGCAGAGGCUGUUAGGGAGAGGGAUGAAGCGGUGAAGGCUGUUGAAGAGGCUGUUACAGAGAGGGAUGAAGCGAUGAGGGCUGUUGAAGCAGCAAGAGAGGAGAGGGACAGGGCAGUCGAGGCUGUUGCGUUGGCAGUAGAAGAGAGGAACGAAGCAGUGAGGACUCUUGACAGGGUGACAGCGGAGAGGGACGAGGCGAUGCUGGUGAUUGAUGAGGCUGUUGGGGUGCUUGGAGGGGCCGUUGGGGCGCGGGAGGCGCGAGGGCUGGUUGGAGAGAGAGUGGUGAUUAGGGAGGGGGAGGCGAUCAGGGAGAGAGAGGCGAUUAGGGAGGGGGAGGCGAUCAGGGAGAGAGAGGCGAUUAGGGAGGGGGAGGCGAUCAGGGAGAGAGAGGCGAUUAGGGAGGGGGAGGCGAUCAGGGAGAGAGAGGCGAUUAGGGAGGGGGAUGCGAGUGGCUUGGUUGAGGAGAGGGAUGUGAGGGAGGAGAGCGAUGUGAGGGAGGAGAGCGAUGUGAUUGGGGAGAGGGAGGAGGCUGGGGAGGGGGAAGCGAUUGAGGGGAGGGAGAUGAGAGAGACGGUGAACGCAGAUGAAGCUGAAGCAGCAGGAGUGGAUGGAGACAAGGUGACGACUUGUGUGGGGUGUUCAAGUAAGUGUGAAGGGUUGGUGGGUGGGAGAGGCGAGGUGGAAGGGAGGUGGCCGGACGCGGCUGCGGUUAAGGACGACGAGAAGUGGUGGAGGGCGGUGGAGAUCGAUAGGGAGGAAGCGGAGAGGCGGCGGGAAGAGGCGAAGGGAAGACUGGAGGAGCUGAAGGGGAUUCUUGAUGAGGUGAGGGGGAAGCAGGAGGAGUCUGAGCGGAAACUAGAGGAAGUCGAGAAACAACUGGUGGACAUGGGGAUUGAGAAGGCAGAGGCAGAGAGGACGAGAGAGGAGGCGGAAAGAGGGAGGGAGGAGGCGGAAAGAGGGAGGGAGGAGGCGGAACGAGGGAGGGAGGAGGCGGAAAGGAGGAGGGAAGAGGCGGAGGCAGGGAGAGAUGAAGCUGAAAGGGCGAAGGUUGAGGCUUUGGUAAGGUUGGAAGAGGUGGAGAUGGCACGAGCAGAGGUGGAGAGUGAGAAGGUUGAGGCAGAGGAGGGGAGAGUGAGUGCAGAGGAGCAGAGGGAUGAGGCUGAGAGGAGGAGGGAUGAUUCUUUGAGGGAGAAGGAGGAAGUGGAGAGGGAAAGGGAGGAGGCGGAGAAAGCGAAAGCGGAGGCGGAGAAAGCAAAGGAGGAGGCGGGGAAAGCAUGGAAGGGAGAGGAGUUGAGGAGAGACGAGGCAGAGAAGGCGCUAGAAGAGGCACUGGAGGCAGGUUUUGUGGUGGAUGGGCGGACGGGGGAGACAGAGAGGAGGAGAGAGGAGGCAGAGCAGAGCAGAGAAGAGGCAGAGAAGAUGAGAGAAGUGGCAGAGAAGGGAAGAGAGGAAGCAGAGAGGAGGAGAGAGGAGGCAGAGAGGAGGGGAGAUGAGGCAGAGAGGGCACUAGAAGAGGCGCUAGAGGCAGUAGUGCAGGCAGAGGUUCGAAGGGAAGAGGCGGAGAGGGAUAGAGAUGAGGCAGAGAGGAGGAGGGAAGAGGCGGAGAGGAGAAAAGAAGAGGUUGAGAAGGAUUUGACUGAGCUGGUGGUGAAGCUUGAGGUACUAGAGAAGGCAAAAGCAGAGGCGGAGGAGGGGGGUCAGGAAAAAAAUGCAUUGACAGGUGAAGAUGCAGAAAAGGGGGAAGUGGAUGGGAGGAUUACAGAGGGGGAGAGGGAGAGGGAGCGGGUGGAACGGGAGGUGGAAGAGUUGACAGUGCAGAUAGAGGUACUAGAGAGAGAGAAGGAGGAGGGUGAACGGGAGAAGGAGAGAGCUGAGAAGGAGAAGGAAGAGGCAUUGAGAGAAAGGGAGGAGGUUGUGAGACGGCUUGAGGAGAUGCUGGAAGAGGUGAGAAGGGAAAGGGAGGAGGCUGAACAAGAGAAGGAGGAAGCUUACAAAAGGGCAGAAGAUGCUGGAGUACGAGCUGAGGAGGCUGGUAAGGCGAGUGAGGAAGCAGCGAGGCGAGUGAGAGAGGCAGAAGCAGGAAGAGAAGAGGCGGAGAGGAGGAGAGAAGUAGCAGAGGGGGCACUGUCGCUAGCAGAGGUGGUAUUGCAGGAGGCGGAGGUGUGGAGAGAAGAGGCAGGGAGGCGUUGGGGAGAAGCAGAGGGGGCAGUGUUGAUGGUCGAGGUGGUAUUGCAGGAGACAGAGGCGUGGAGAGAGGCGGCAGAGAGGAAGUUGGCUGAAGGAGAGGGUUUAUGGAAAGAAGCUGCGCGUGCGAGAGAGGAGGCAGAGAGGAGGAGAGAAGAAGCAGAGGGGGCACUGUCGCUAGCAGAGGUGGUAUUGCAGGAGGCAGAGGUGUGGAGAGAAGAUGCGGUGAGGAGAUUAGAAGAGGGAGAGGCGUUGAGGAAGGAGGCUGAGCGGGCGAGAGAGGAGGCUGAGAAGAGGAGGGAAGAAGCAGAGGCGGCUGUGGGGGUAGCAGAGGCAGCGAGGGAUGAGAUGGAGCGGGCGAAAGAGGAGGCUGAGGCUAGCUGGGAAGAGGCGCUGGGAAUGCUGGGAGAGGCUGAGAGAGGGAGAGAGGAGGCGGAGAGGAGAAGAGAGGAGGCGGAGAGGGGGAGAGAGGAGGCGGAAAGACGAGGAGAGGGGGCAGAGAGUGAAGGAGAGGAGGCAGAAGGUAAGGAACGAGGGGAGGCUGCAACGCACAGUUGUGAAGAGGGUGUGGUGAUUGUGUCAGAAGCUGAUGAACAACCUGUAGAGACGAGAGGGGCUGGCGAGGAAAUGGAGGGAGAGAUUGGGGAAGAGGAAACGGAAAAUGGUGGUGUGCAGGGAGAGGAGGGAGGAGAGGCAGUGGAGGGCGUUUUAAAAUGCGCGCCAAGGGUGGGUAAGGGAUGGGGUGGAGGUGAGGGGGAUGGGGAGAGCAGUGGGGGGGAGGAGGAGGAUAAGGGCUGCAGCCGGGAGGAGAAGCGUCGGGAGAGCAGUGGGGAGGAGGAGCAGGUGAAGGGAGUGAUUUGCCACUGCACUCAGAAAGAGGUGCUUCCUGAGGGUGCUGUGUCCGAGGUGCCACGCCGAGGGUGGCCGAAUCCUGACAGCAGUGGUGGGGAGACAAGUGUAGCUGGCAUGAGCUUGUUGGAAAGGGGGGAGUUGGAGAGGGAGAGGGAUGAGCUAAGAGUGCGGUGGGAGGCGGCAGAGGAGAGACGGAGGGAGCUGGAAGCGAUUGUGAGUAAAACGGGUGUGCAGUUAGAGAGGGCGAAUGGGGUGGAGGAGGCAGAGAGGGGGAGGGAGGAGGUGGUGAAGGAGAGAGACGAGGCAGUGCAUGUGAUGCAUGAGGCAGUGAGAGAAAAGGAUGAGGCUCUGGAAGCCAGGGACGAGGCGUUUAAGGCGAGGGAUGAAGCUGAGAAGGCGAAGCGAGAGGCAGAAGCGAAGGUUGAGGAGGCGGAGAAGGAGAGGGAUGAGGCAUGUGAAGCAAGGGAUGAAGCAGUGCGAGCGUGGGAGGGUGUGGAGGAGGCAAGGAGAGAGGCGGAGGCGGCGAGGGAUGAAGCGUUGGAAUCAAGAGAGGGGAUUCAGAAGUUAUGGGAUGAUGCUGAGGAGGCGAGGAGAGCGACGGAGGCAUGGCUUGAAGAGUUUAAGCAGGCUUUGGAGGCAGCUGAAAUGGCAAGGCAAGAGGCUGAGAUGGCUAAGGACGUGGCAGAGGCAGCGAGAGAGGAGGCUGAGGCAGCUUGGAAGGAGGCAAUGGAGAAAGCAGCAGAUGCGGAGGAGAGGAGUGAGGAGGAGAGGAAGGUGAGAGAAGAAGCAGAGAGGGCGAGGGAAGAAGCAGAGAAGGCAAGGGAGGAAGCAGAAAGGAUGAGAGGGGAGGCUGAGAAGGGGAGGGAGGAGGCGGUAGCGCAACAAGCCAUGCCGUGCAGUGCAUGUGCGGAAAAAGACGAGGCGAUGCAAUCCAUUCUCAAUGAGCUUGUCGCUGCCCAGGCUGCCUCCGAAGCUGCCAUAGCCUCGGCGGCUGCCAACGCUGCUGAGGAGGUCCGGGCAGAGCUUCAGAUGGCACAGGAAGGAUGGGAGAAGCGGCUGAGUGAAGUGGAAGGGGAGUUGGAGCGUGUGAAAGGGGAAGGAGAGAAGCUUGAGAAGAGAGUGAAGGAAGCAGAGGAGGAGGGUGUGAGAUUGCGAGAGGAGGUGGAGGGAGAGAGGAAGGGGAGGGAGGAGGAGAGAGCUGCCAAGGAGGAAGAGAAGAGAGCAAAGGAAGAGGAGAGGAGGGAAAAGGAGGCGGAGAGGGAGAGGAGGGAGCAGGCGGAGGCAGGGAGGAGGGUAGCGGAGGAGGAGGCACAGCUGACUAGGGAGGACUUGGAGGUGAUGCGAGAGGCAAAGAGGGAGACCGUGCGCAACCUCACAGACUCCUUCCUGGCGGCGGAGGAGCAGCGGAAGCGGCUGCUGUUUCUGCUUCGCAAGGCACAAGUCAUUGAAGGUGAGGGAUUGGUGCGCGUGUGUGUGUGUGUCGUUCUCUAG
Closterium sp. Naga37s-1 is the source of this 9591-nucleotide messenger RNA. The record is from the annotation of a GenBank genome assembly. NCBI's taxonomy places the organism in Eukaryota, Viridiplantae, Streptophyta, Zygnematophyceae, Desmidiales, Closteriaceae.